This is a messenger RNA of Colletotrichum graminicola M1.001, 1512 nucleotides long. RefSeq names its product major facilitator superfamily transporter. Gene Ontology annotation, cellular component: membrane. Gene Ontology annotation, molecular function: transmembrane transporter activity. The record is from RefSeq and is a predicted model, not a curated record. Gene Ontology annotation, biological process: transmembrane transport. The transcript is spliced from 12 exons. Lineage: Eukaryota; Fungi; Ascomycota; Sordariomycetes; Glomerellales; Glomerellaceae. The coding region runs from base 1 to 1512 and encodes 503 amino acids.
AUGUCAGAAACUAAGGGAAUUCAGCCGGAACAUGGUGUUGUCUUUGGUGAAAAGGAUCCCGAAGUGCACGUGGGGGUCCAAGGGCAGUAUGAGAAUGAUGCAGAUGCAUAUACAGAGCCAAAGAGGACUUGGAGAUCAUACUUCUGGUCGACCCUUGAUGUUCCAAAAGACGAAGCGCGAUUCCUCACGAAACUCGACCUUACGCUUGUUUCAGCAUCCGCCCUGGGCGUGAUGUGUCGCUACCUUGACCAGGUCAAUAUCACCAAUGCCUUUAACAGCGGCAUGAAAGAAGAUCUUUCGCUUUACGGAAAGGAGCUGAACUACGCAAACGCCAUAUGGAGCGCUGCAUAUGUUUUUGGCCAGGUUCCGUCUAAUCUUUUGCUCACUCGAGUUAAUGCGCCGCUUUACAUUGCGUUCCUCGAGUUUGCCUGGACUGUCUUCACCUUCGCCACUGCUGCGGUCAAAGAUGUGAAACAGCUUUAUGUGUUCCGUUUUUUUGUUGGUCUGUUCGAGGCUGGUCACUUCCCAGCCGUGAUGUACGUGUGCUCCAGCUACUACAAGCCCCACGAGCUGGCUCGACGCAAUACGUUGAUCCAAAUCUUUACCUCUGUCGGCCCUCUCUUUUCAGGCUUCCUCAUGGCGGCUGUGCAUGCCGGUCUUGACGGAGCCAAUGGCCUGCCUGGUUGGCGAUGGAUGUACAUUGUCUGUGGCUGCAUCUCGCUUCCCUGCGCAAUCUGGACAGCGUUUGCAAUGCCCCAGCUACCUUCGCGCGCGAAAGCCAAUUGGAUCUUCACGGAGAAAGAAGUUGAGUUGGCCCGCGCCAGGAUGCCCACUGAGAUCAAGCCCCUCACUGGUCUCUUCAAAUGGAAAGACAUCCAACGCUGGCACACCACAUGGCACGUGUAUCUUUUUCCACUAUUCUUUGCAUUUGCCUCGCAACUGGGCCAGUCUGGGGGUUCAAUGAUAUUCUGGGUCAAGAGUUACAAUGUACCAGGCAAAUCGCCCGUAUUCUCAGUGGCCGAGAUAAACAUCAUUCCACUGGGUAUCAAUAUCAUCAUGAUUGUCUGUACUCUCGUCAAUUCUUGGAUCUCGGAUAGCCUGCCAGGCUCAGCAAGAUGGCCAGGCAUGCUAUUUGCUAGCAUGAUGGCUAUCAUCUUCCCGGCCGCACUAGCCGCCACACCGGUCCAUCCUCCGAACAUUGCGACUCGCUGGACUUUGUAUUAUCUGACCGCACUCUCUGGGACCUGUGCAGGUCUUACUUGGACCUGGGUGAACGAAGCAAACCGCCACGACCCUGAGAAGCGAGCGUACGUGUCCGCCUUGAUGAACGCGUUUGCGUACAUCUUCACCGCCUGGGUCCCAAUUUUCACGUUCCCGGCCAAUCUCCAGCCAUAUAUCGUCUCUGGUAAUUACAUCACAGCAGGCUUUGGAGCCGCGGCAGCGGUGACCGUUUUCGCAAUCCGUCACUUCUACAAUCAGGAUCUCGUGAGGCAGCAGAUUCUAAAGAAGUAG